Hippopotamus amphibius kiboko is the source of this 1536-nucleotide messenger RNA. RefSeq names its product abhydrolase domain containing 10, depalmitoylase (gene ABHD10). The record is from RefSeq and is a predicted model, not a curated record. Gene Ontology annotation, cellular component: mitochondrion. NCBI's taxonomy places the organism in Eukaryota, Metazoa, Chordata, Mammalia, Artiodactyla, Hippopotamidae. The transcript is spliced from 5 exons. Gene Ontology annotation, molecular function: palmitoyl-(protein) hydrolase activity; hydrolase activity, hydrolyzing O-glycosyl compounds. The coding region runs from base 154 to 1074 and encodes 306 amino acids. Gene Ontology annotation, biological process: protein depalmitoylation.
GCUCUGCGCCUGUGCGCUCUCCGGUGUCAAAGCUCGGACGGGCGCUGUUUACCAAGUCGCGCAGGCCAGCUGACGGCGCAUGCGCAACCUCGGUUUCUGGGGGGCUGUGCGCGUCCGCGUCGGUCGGCGCUGGGCGCAGGGGCCGCUGGGAAGAUGGCGGGGGUGGGCUUGGCGGCCGUGGCCGCUUGGGUACCUUGUCGCAGGUGGGGCUGGGCGGCCGUCUCCUUCGGCUUCCACCGUGAUCUCAGCACGUUACUUGCACCGAAGGCCGAGCGGGCGCCACGGUGGCUCCCAGCUUGCAGACAAAAGACAUCAGUCUCUUUCCUUAGUCGACCAGACCUUCCAAACCUGGCUUAUAAGAGGCUAAAAGGCAAGAGUCCAGGAAUUAUCUUCAUCCCUGGCUAUAUUUCUAAUAUGAAUGGUACAAAAGCAUUGGCGAUUGAGGAGUUUUGCAAAUCUCUAGGUCACGCCUAUAUAAGGUUCGAUUACUCAGGAGUUGGAAAUUCAGAUGGUAACUUAGAAGAAUGCACAGUGGGAAAAUGGAGAAAAGAUGUUCUUUCUAUAAUUGAUGACUUAGCUGAAGGACCUCAGAUAUUGGUUGGAUCUAGCCUCGGUGGAUGGCUUAUGCUUCACGCUGCAAUCGCACGACCGCAGAAGGUCGUUGCUCUUAUUGGCAUAGCAACAGCUGUGGAUGGCCUGGUGACACAGUUCAAUCAGCUUCCUGUUGAGACAAAAAAGGAGAUAGAGAUGAAAGGAGUCUGGUCCAUGCCAUCAAAAUACAGUGAAGAAGGAGUUUAUCGCAUUCAGUACAGUGUCAUUAAAGAAGCUGAGCACCACUGCUUGUUACAUAGUCCUAUUCCUGUGAACUGCCCUAUAAGAUUGCUACACGGCAUGAAGGAUGACAUUGUACCAUGGCAUACGUCUGUGCAGGUUGCUGACCGAGUAGUCAGCACAGAUGUAGAUGUCAUCCUCCGAAAGAAUAGUGAUCACCGAAUGAAGGAGAAAGCAGACAUUCAGCUUCUGGUUUAUACUAUUGAUGACUUAAUUGAUAAGCUUUCAACAGUAGUUAACUAGAAUCACAGUUUUGGUUGAUAAUGUAAAGUAAUGGAUCCAGAAGAUGGAAGAGAGGUAACAGAUGAAAAACCCUGAUACUUAGGUUUUUUCUCUUAUCUCUACUUUGUAAAUAUCAUGUGAGUAUUUAUUUAAUGAUGUAUUUGCACAGGUGAUACAAAUUGUGAAGAAAGUGCCAGCCGCUGUUUGAAAAAUUUUCUCCUUCCUUCAAUCCUUGAUUUUUUUUCAUUAAAAUAUUUCCUAUUUUUUUAUUCAAGAGAUGUAUACCUUCUAAUCCUUAUGUUAACUAUGCCAGCUCUUAGAAUUGCUAAUAAAGCUUGAUUUUUUUUUUGGUUGGUAUCAUUGUAUAUGGAGAUAUGUAAAAAUUAUUUCUGAUUUUAAAAUGCAGUUCACAAGAUAUAGGAAAAUGUUUAUUGAAAUAAAUCCGAAAUGACUAGAGAAAUGUCUGAAGCAAAAUAAAGUUGA